This is a messenger RNA of Rana temporaria (common frog), 7637 nucleotides long. It is a transcript of the gene CPAMD8, whose product is annotated as C3 and PZP like alpha-2-macroglobulin domain containing 8. NCBI's taxonomy places the organism in Eukaryota, Metazoa, Chordata, Amphibia, Anura, Ranidae. The transcript has 43 exons. The coding region runs from base 273 to 5762 and encodes 1829 amino acids. Gene Ontology annotation, cellular component: extracellular region. The record is from RefSeq and is a predicted model, not a curated record. Gene Ontology annotation, molecular function: protein binding; endopeptidase inhibitor activity.
ACAGUCGCCCUCCCAUCAGCCUACAUCUGGCUCAUUUCUACAAGUCACCAGACGGAGCCUGAGAGCAGAAGCAGCGUGCAGAGGUGAUGGGCUCCUGAGGAGGAGGAGGAAUUAUUUCCAGGACAAGUCAGAACAAGGGUUAAACUAAGUAGGGGGGGAGAGCGGAGUACACACCCGCAGGGCACACUCCCCCCCGCUCUCCACCCUCCUGUGCUUGUACAGAAAGACGGUCACCCCUGCAGGGACACUGCGUGUGGACUCUGCUCCCCAACAUGACUCUUCUGUGGAUUCUGGGGCUCCUCUGCAGCUGCUCCAUUGCGCACAACAAUCCGGGCUAUUUGAUAACGGCUCCCUCUGUUUUUCACUCUGGAGUAGAAGAGGCAGUGAGUAUAACCAUCUUUAACACAGCUGCUGAAACCAAGGUCCAGGUAAAGCUUGUUGUUAAAGGGGAGACAGUGGCUGUUGGCAAGGGGUCAGUAUUGGAUAAAGGCACAGUGAAAAUCAAGGUUCCACCAGGACUGAGAGGUCAAGCGCACCUUAAAGUUUGGGGUAACCGCCACCUAAACGAUGGGGGACUUAUUUUUCACAACUCUACAACUGUUACAGUGGAUAGCAAAGGACUGUCACUUUUUAUACAGACUGAUAAGCCAGUGUAUAAACCAAAGCAAAAAGUGAUGAUCAAUAUGUAUAUGGUGACACCGAAUCUACGACCUGCAAGUGAAAAGGUUAAUGCAUAUGUCAUGGAUCCGAGAGGAUCUAGGAUAAUACAGUGGACAGACCUGAGUCCAGUUUGCUGUGGAAUUGUUAACAUGAGUUUUCCUCUUUCUGACCAACCUGUGUUCGGAGAGUGGCUGAUAUUUGCAGAAACACAAGGCCAUAUUUUUAAUAAAUCAUUUUCAGUACAGAAAUAUGUGCUUCCAAAGUUUGAGUUAAGAUUAACACCCCCACCUUAUAUACAAGAUAUCAAUGUCUGUGAAAAAGGCAAAGUCAAUGCAAGAUAUACUUUUGAGAAACCUGUGAGUGGAAUGCUGACUAUCAACAUGACUGUGACAGGUGUUGGGUAUUACAGACAUGAGAUUGGACACCAAGUGCUUAAAACCAUGGAGAUUUAUGGAUCAGGAAUGUUUGACAUCUGUGCCAAAGAUAUGAUGCCAAUAGAUUUCUCAGAGCAUUUUCGAGGGACAGUCAACAUUUGGGCUACUGUAACAGCUGUAGAUGGCAGCAAGCAGGUUACUUUUGAUGACACCACCCUAGUCCAAAAACAGUUAAUCGAUAUCAAAUAUAGCAAGGAUACUCGCAAACAGUUCAAGCCAGGCUUACCUUAUCAAGGAAAAGUUGAGGUCACCUAUCCAGAUGGAAGCCCUGCAGAUGGAGUAACUGUAAGAAUCAAAGCUGAACUUGCCCCUAAAGACAAUGUGUACACUACUGAGCUUGUAUCUCAGAAUGGACUGGUAGAGUUCCAGAUACCGUCUAUACCAACAGCCGCUCAGUAUGUGUGGUUGGAGUCUAAAGUAAUAGCCAUUGAUGGGAAAUCUACAGGAGAUCAAUAUUUGCCCAACUACUUGUCCAUAAGUAGCUGGUAUUCUCCAAGCAAAUGCCAUCUACUGAUUCAGCCUCUGGAAAAGCCAUUACAGGUGGGUGAGGAUGCCCGAAUUACUUUAAAGUCCACCUGUCUAUGCAAUUUCACUUUGCACUAUGAAGUGGCAUCUCGUGGAAACAUUGUGCUGUCUGGAAAGCAGUCAACAAAUAUCACUCUACAGAGGACAAAGAGAUCAACAUCUGUUACAUUUGACAGAAACUUUAAUGAAACAGAAGAUAAUGGAUCAGAUACAACAGACCAUUCACCUCCUGACUCUGAAGUGUGGCUGACAUAUGUACAUUUUUCUGUAACUCAUAAUAUGGCUCCUUUAAGUCGACUCUUGGUUUAUUAUGUAAGGGAGAAUGGAGAAGGAAUUACUGACAGUGCCCAGAUACCCAUAGAACCGGCCUUUGAGAACAAGGUGUCAGUGUCACUCUCCACCAAUGACUCUAGACCAGGUGAUGCUGUAAAUAUUAAAGUUAGGACUACCAGAGGAAGCUGUGUGUGUGUAUCUACGGUGGAUAAAAGUGCGUAUCUCCUGGGCAAUGGCUUCAAGAUAACUCCUGAAAAGAUAUUCCAGGAACUUGCCACUUUUGAUGUUUCAGAUGCUUUUGGGACUGGAAAGGAUGAAGGACAUUUCUGGUGGCCAGGAUUGGGUUCUCAGAGGAAACGACGUUCAUCAGUUUUUUCAUGGCAUUGGGAUAUUACCAAGGAUGCUAUGUUUGCUUUCACAGAGACAGGAUUGGUUGUGAUGACAGAUGUGGUAAGUCUAAAUUACAGACAGAGCGAUGGAAUGUACACAGAUGAGGCAGUUCCAGCUUUCCAGCCACACACAGGAACGCUUGUGUCAUCUUCUCAUAACAGAGUAGCACCCCGAUUUGAGAGAAGAAAAAGGACUUUCUUUCCUGAAACCCUGGUCUGGCACUGCUUCAAUGUCAGUGAUACUUCUGAUGAGACUGAACUGCAUAUAGUGGUCCCAGAUUCUAUAACUACAUGGGUAACAGAGGUCAUUGCCAUGUCUGAAGAAACGGGACUUGGAGUUGCCAGAUCAGCAUACCUGAAAACAUUCAAAUCUUUCUUCAUUGAUUUCACACUGCCAUACCAUGUGAUACGAGGGGAGCAAGUGAAAAUACCGCUCACAGUUUACAAUUAUCUUCCUAUCACUGUUGAGGUACACAUAAAGAUCAUGAUAACAAAAGGUGUGAAGUUUGUAGGCUAUCCUGGGAAACAGUACCUGCUCCGUAAGCUUUGUGUGGCACCAGGGGAGACUAAGCCCACAUCGGCUGUAUUUUCAUUUUCCGAACUUGGACAGGAAAAUAUAUCAGCCAGGGGUCUGGCAUUUGCAGGAGUUAACUGCCUUUCAGAGGGAAGCAACAGUCUGAAGAACAGCAAAUAUAUUGAAGAAGUAAUUAGUGAGAGGAAAUCUCCAGUUGGGAGUGACUUUGUUCGCAGAAGUUUGAUGGUGGAGCCAGAGGGCUUAGCCCGAGAAUACACAUACAGCGUAUUUUUGUGCCCGAAUGAGAAAAUUCAGAUUUCUACUCCCAACAAGUUCGAAUAUCAGUACGUUCAAAAACCUCAACGAAUGACACACUUUGAUUUGAAUGUGAAAGCCCAUAAUGAUGCCCAUGUUGCACUGUCUUCUGGACCUCAUGACAUGGCUGAAAUGAUUGAGAUUGUAAUUGGUGGACAGCAGAAUUCGAAAACAUGGAUAACAACCAGCAAGAUGGGAGAGCCCAUUUCUUGUGCAAACACUGGGGCUGUCUUGUCUUGGGAUGAGUUCCGUGCUUUUUGGAUUAGCUGGAAAAAUGGACUCAUCCAGGUAGGACACGGCAUCAAAGGCUCCAAUGACUCUAUUAUCGUGGAAUGGGCAGCGGCCAAGCAGCCGGACGUGAAGUUCAUCGGCUUUUCGACUGGCUGGGGUUCCAUGGGGGAAUUUAAAAUCUGGAGGAAGGAAGAGACAGAUGAGAACCACAAUGAGGCUUUCACACUGGGGGUCCCACACAAUGUCAUCCCAGGGUCUGAAAGAGCUACAGCUUCUAUUAUAGGAGAUGUGAUGGGUCCAACUGUGAGUAAUUUAGAUAACCUCCUCCGUCUGCCAUUUGGAUGUGGAGAGCAAAAUAUGAUACACUUUGCCCCUAAUGUAUUUGUGCUCAAGUAUCUCCAAAAAACAACGCAAUUGUGUCCAGAAGUGGAAAAUGAGGCGGUGGACUACCUUCUGCAAGGCUAUCAACGCCAGCUAACAUACAAGAGACCAGACGGGUCCUAUAGUGCCUUUGGAGAGAGGGAUUCUUCUGGAAGUAUGUGGCUUACAGCUUUUGUGCUGAAAUCCUUUGCUCAGUCGAGGGGCUUCGUCUAUAUUGACCCAUUAGAACUUUCUGCAGCAAAAGACUGGAUUAUUCUGCACCAGAAGAAAGAUGGCUCUUUUCCAGCCAUGGGUAGAAUUCUAAAUAAAGAUAUCCAGGGUGGAAAUCAUGGAAAAAUAGCUCUAACUGCUUAUGUCGCAGCCGCUCUCUUGGAGACAGGAAUCACUUCUGAGGAAGAAAGAGUUGCCGUAUCCAAAGCCAAAGAAUACUUGGAGUCACACUUGUACUCAGCAGAUGACCCAUAUACCACCGCUCUCACAACAUAUGCUCUGACUCUGCUGCGUAGCACUUAUGCUUUAGCAGCUCUUAGAAGGCUGAACAGCAUGGCCAUAACACAAGAUGGGUUUACUCACUGGAGUUUAACUGGCUCAAUGGCAAAAGAGGAGGACACUUUCAUGGGUUUUAGUGAUGGCCUCUCUCAAUCAGUGAUUUCAGCUGAAGUUGAAAUGACAGCAUAUGCUUUGCUAACAUAUACCCUUCUCGGAGAUGUGGCCUCUGCACUUCCAGUAGUAAAAUGGCUUUCCCAGCAACGCAAUGCCCUAGGUGGAUUCUCAUCCACGCAGGACACAUGUGUGGCCCUUCAAGCUCUGGCAGAAUAUGCAAUCCUCUCCUAUAUUGGUGGUGUGAACCUCACAGUAUCAUUGGCAUCAACCAACUUGGACUAUCAGGAGACCUUUGAACUGCACAGGUUGAACAAGAAGAUCCUACAGAAAGCUGUGAUUCCCACUAUCCCAACUGGAUUGUUUGUCAGUGCAAAAGGAGAAGGUUGCUGCUUAAUGCAGAUCGAUGUCCACUACAAUGUUCCUGACCCAGUGGCAAAACCAGCCUUCCAGCUUCUAGUCAAUCUUAAAGAGCCAAGGGCAGAAAGGAAUCGACGACAGACUGGACUCAGAGAGAGAGCUCUUCCUGACGAUGAUGAUCCAGGAUCCCACCAGGACCAUCAGGAAUAUAAAGUGAUACUGGAAGCUUGCACAAGGUGGCUUCAUUCCGGUGCUUCUAACAUGGCUGUUCUUGAGCUUUCUUUGCUUUCAGGCUUUCGAGCAGACAUUGAAAGUUUGGAACAGUUGCUCCUCAAUAAACAGAUUGGUCUUAAACGCUAUGAGGUUGAAGGAAGAAAAGUUCUGUUCUAUUUUGAUGAGAUACCAAGCCAAUGUAUGACAUGUGUAAAGAUGCAAGCAUUUAGGGAAUAUGUUGUGGGAAAAACUGCACCUGUUCCAGUAAAAAUCUAUGACUACUAUGAACCAACAUUUGAAGCUACCAGAUUCUACAAUGCUAGCGAGAGCAGUCCAUUGUCUAGAGAGCUAUGUGAUGGUACCACGUGUAAUGAAGUGGAGAGCACUGCAAAUCAGUGGACAGGAUUUACCCCUUCUGGUCCCUGCAGUGGUGGGUAUUUCUGCCCUGAAGAGGAACGCUUUGAGCGGUGCAUGUGCUACCGUGAUUGUGGAUAUGAUGGUGAACCUGUUUGUGGAUCUGAUGGUGUAAUUUAUCAAAACCAGUGUCAGAUGGAAGUUGCAGGCUGCCGAAAUAACACCAGAAUAGAGCAAGUGGCAAUGUCACAGUGUGUACCAGAAGAAAAUACCUCCGAAGAGGAAACUGACAGUUUUGCAUUACCAGAACCAUUUGAAGAGAAAACUGCAGAAGAAGAGAUACCUGUCCACCAAUCAGAGGAUUCCUAUUACUCUUAUGAGUAUGAGACAGAUCCUUAUGGCUCUGAGAAUGAAGAUGGUCUUGAAAUUGCAGUGCAUCUCACAACAGUGGCAAAUAUAGCCGAGGACACAGCAGAUACAUUCUCAGAUACAUUCUCAACCACCACAGAAUGAAAAUGAAAUUUAUGAAAAUACAGACUACAGAACAAGAUGAACUUGGACAGAUUGCAUUCUACUGGAUACUACAGAAAAUGAACCUAGCUGGUUAUAGACACUUACCUAACCUAAUCUAUCUUUUAUAUUAUUUUACUUCCACUUAACCAGCCUGGUUUUUCUUUUUGUGUUUUCAAUGUGGAAUUUUCAUAGACGAUACAGAUGUAUCAGAUGUAGAAAAUCUUUUUUUUUUCUGAACAAAUAAUUUCUAAGCUUCUCCUAAAAUUCAACAACAAGAAACCUCCUUUUAUUUGCUGGGCUAAAGUCAGAUUUCUCCUUUAAACCCAUCAACAUGUUCCCUUAUCAGACUUUACAAGCAGCUUUGUAGCUUGCUGUUUAAGGUUUCUAGUGUUCCAGCUGAACUAAUAGAAUUUCCUUGCCAGGACAACAACUUAAUUUGAAGCGUUACAGGCAAAAAAAAAAGCCACAUCCUGUCCUUUGAUCCAGUUUUACCUGACGCAGUUCCUUUUUAUCAAAGGUUUCAUUCGAUUUUAACAUUAUUUAACUUUUCCAUUUUGGACACAUUUUUCCAUAGAAUGUUCAUUUUAUUUUAUUAAAGUCAACCUGCAAGUUGUAUGUGCCAGAAUUGAAGUAAAAGCCAUCACUUGCUAACAACUUGCUGCAAGUUAAAAUUUGUGUACAUAGCCAAAUGUCGCCAAACCCAACAAAGUAGCAAUAGUUAUUAUUAAUCCUGCAGCCAAGUUAGUACCAUUGCGGUAAAAGUAUAUUUAUUUUCUGUAAGAAACUUUGGAACUUUUUUUUUUCUUUUGUAAAUUCUUUAUUUAACAGUUUUUCUAAAGGACGUGGAAGCAGUCACAAAAACUAUAGUUACAGCACAUACAUGGGUGAAAUAACCAUGAGCCACUUUAAAGUACAUAUGGAAUGUUCCAUAAGAAAUUUUGACAGAAUCCAUAGGUGGAACAUUUCUCCUUUGUUUAAGCUAAUUGAUUUAGGAUGAGCAGCUAACAACUGCUCACAAAUACUUUCGAAUACACUAGCCCUUCUGCCAAAUGUUAGAAUUUCUAGUCCUUUCUUGUAUAGAAGGUCAGAUUGUGAUUCAUUAAAAUACAAAACUUCCUAUAUCAAUUUAGAGCUUAUGCCCUGGGCACUAUGCAGGCUUUGGGAUCGCAAUGUGUAAGCUAAUUGUAUAUGGUCACCAGUUAAAACUAAAAUUGUAUGUAUUCCAAUGCUAAUGAAAGAUUACCAAGUUAUACGAUACAUUACUUUCCAUUUUAAAACUACUGAUUUUGAAUGGCAAAGGUUUGAAUCGCCAAAAGCUACAGGCUUCAGUCUACAAACCUUAUUGUACCUAUUGUAAUCCAUCGCUGAUUGUGAUCAAAGCUCUCCAACCUUUGUCAGUUCUCAAACAACUUUCAAAUACAAUAAUUACAGUACACAGCACCAGGUAUUAAAAAUAGGUCUAAAAUGCUUUGUUUAUUAUGAAUUAUCAAAACAUUUAUUUAAACUAUAUACAUUAUGAACUAUUCACAUCUUGAAGUAUGGGAAAUGUAUACAGGUGUUUGACAGACUUACUGAACACCUUACUGGAGUGUCAAAAGUACUGGAUGUUUGUGGUUGAACAGUUUGUUGGGAUAUAAAUUCCUUGAUGUAAAUUAUAAAGUUGACAUCCGAGAGGAUAUUUAUAAUCUUUUCUCCAGUUUUGUGUGUAAUUUGUAUGAACAGUUACUGUUUUGGUUUAUUUGCACUGGCAAAUACAAGCAAAGCAAGACACAUUUGUGUUAUUGAUACAUCUACUUUCAGGUUAAUUUAAAUCUGAAAUAUGUGUAUAAGACAGCAUAGGAAAAGGGUAAAAAAAAAAAAAAAAAUCUUUGAAUC